Messenger RNA from Pochonia chlamydosporia 170, 780 nucleotides. RefSeq lists its product as hypothetical. The transcript is spliced from 4 exons. The coding region runs from base 1 to 780 and encodes 259 amino acids. The record is from RefSeq and is a predicted model, not a curated record. NCBI's taxonomy places the organism in Eukaryota, Fungi, Ascomycota, Sordariomycetes, Hypocreales, Clavicipitaceae.
AUGUCCAAACUCACACUCUCUCUACUUUCUCUACUCACCCUCGCUCUGGCAUCUCCCAUCGCCACUCCCACCGAACCCGUAGAAGUUUCUAUCCGUCGUACCCUCCCCCUUGGAACUGCCAUCGGCGGCGCCCUAGAUCUCCCCCCUGAAGCAACGGCCGGUCCCUCCCCAGAAGAUGUUGAAGCCGCCGUCGCGAAGCUCAUGACCGUAACCGUCAUCAACAAGUACGGCAAGGAAGUUUCGACAAUCCAUGUUGAUGCCCGGGGCGCACCGAAACCUGUCUCGGGGAACACGAAACCCGGUAAAAUGAAGAACGGUGACAAGAGCGUGUUUGUCGUCAAGGAGGGGUGGAGUGGCAACGUUGCUGUCAAUGAUGCGAAAUUCUCUGAUACCACCGGUGAUGAGUCUCUCAUUGAGGCUAGUUUUAUGAAACAGUUUGGCAAGGUCCAGGGCGACAUUAACAUAAGCUACGUAAACGGCUUUUCACUUCCUCUUGUAUGCUGGUGCAACGAGAACAAAAUCACCGUCGGUUGCAACAAGGACCUCAAUGCCCUGCAUAAGUGCCCUAAUCGCAAUGGUCAAAACUCGUGCAAGAAUCCUCAUCGCGGUGGUCCCGACACUGCCACCGAAUUCUUCAAGCCGUGCCACGGCUACGCAGGGCCCUACGUCUAUCCCAACGACAGUAAUGCCAAUCAACUUAAUGGGAAGUGUCCCAAGGAGCAGUAUACUUGCUGUAUUGGAAAGGCGUGUCCUGCGAAUCCUGCCCAGGCACACUGGUAA